UCCACUCUUCUUCCUUUUACUUUUUCUUCUGUACCUUUACUUCAUCUCCUUCCAUUUUUCUUUCACUUUUCCUCUCUUCUUCUUUGCUGCCUGCAUUUCCGUGGCUGCCUUCUUGCUACCACAGCGGUGCAGUUAUUUUUUUUUUUCGAGUCCUUGUCCUGCAAUACCCCCUGAUUUAUACCCUCCAUUAUUCACAGAGAUGAGUAGAAUUUAGAAAAUCAGUGGCGUUUAGACUUUAGAGGGACGAAUAGCAGCCGCCACAAUGUCGUCAGUGAUUCAACCCAACGAUAACGGAGUUCUUCUGGAAACCCGAGUGGUAUCGCCUCAAUUCCUCGUAAAAAUUGAAUCCUUUUCCUCACUUUCGAAACAUGGAAUUCAGAAAUACGAAUCCAAAGAAUUCUCUGCCGGAGGCUAUAAAUGGAAACUCAUCAUUUAUCCUAACGGGCGUGACAGUGGAGAUAAUGACUAUAUUUCGGUGUACCUAUCUACGGCUGGAAAAACCUCUCCUUCCACUUUUUUUGAGGUCAAUGCAAUGUUUAGCAUCUUACUUUAUAAUCACCAUUUAGACCAUUACGUUUAUUCUCCAGGAAGAGUGUGUCGCUUCCAUACAGCGAAGUCCCAAUGGGGAUUUUCCAAAUUCAUUUCUAAGAAAUGUUUUAAGGAUCCAUCCAAUGGAUAUCUUGUUGAUGACAACUGUGUGUUUGGAGCUGAUGUUCUUUUCUUAAGUCCUCAACGGGUUAUUGAGUCUUUGUCUGUGAUCAAAGAUGCAUGUCCAAAGAAGUACAUUUGGGAAGUUUCAGAAUUAUCCAAAGUGGAUGGUGCUCUUAGAUCGGAAGUAUUCUCUGCUGGUGGUUGCAAAUGGAAAGUUGAAUUACAUCCGAAAGGAGAUUCGAGAGAAAAGGGACAAAGUGUCUCUGCCUUUGUUUAUUGUGUUGAUUUUGCUUCAUAUGAAAAGGUGAAGGCUUUGAUCUCCAUUCAGAUAACAAAUCAGCUCAAUGAUAAGCACAUAUCUUCAAGAGGGUCCCCAUGGUUUAUACCUUUGCACCCUGGCUGUGGAUGGUCCAAGUUUUGUAGCAUCGUUGACAUGGAAGACUCUAGAAAAGGGUUGGUUGUGAAUGACACCUGCAUUUUGGAAGCACAAGUCACUGUGCUAGCCACUGUAGAAAAAGAUGAAAAAAAACAAGAAAAGGAAGAAGAAGAAGAAGAGGAGGAAGAAGAAGAAGAAGUUAAGGGUGUGUUUGUUUGACCUUUUUUUGUUUUAAAGGUACUAUUAGUUACUGUUUAAUGUAUUCAAGAUAAUUACGAAUUUACAAAAUACUGUCUGCUUUAAUAUAUAAAAGUAAAUUAGUAUUAGUAUU
Andrographis paniculata is the source of this 1358-nucleotide messenger RNA. RefSeq lists its product as uncharacterized. NCBI's taxonomy places the organism in Eukaryota, Viridiplantae, Streptophyta, Magnoliopsida, Lamiales, Acanthaceae. The transcript has 6 exons. The record is from RefSeq and is a predicted model, not a curated record. Gene Ontology annotation, molecular function: protein binding. The coding region runs from base 263 to 1246 and encodes 327 amino acids.